ACUUACUGUAAGGAAAUACGUCGUAGUAAAAUGUAAAAAUAUUUUCAGAAUAGAAACAUUAUUGAGCAAGACAUCAUUCUGCAAGAACGAUGUAACAGGGUCGCAAUGAAGAAGUGUUCGAACCCAAAAUGUGGGUUGGAGGUGGAGGCGAAGAUUUGUCCAGAGUGUGGGUGGAAUAUGGUCGACCCUUCCAUCAAUCCCAUCCUGUCUUCUAUGAUUAUCAUUUGUGAUGGAGCGGAUGAAAGAGGCCUAGCAUGUGGGGCUGAGCUUAAGGCAAAGCAAAAGUUCUGCAGUAUUUGUGGAAAAAAGGUUGAUUCAAAGUUGUUUGAAGUUCUAACACCUUGUAAAGAGAAGUGUGGGAAAUGCGGGACAGAGCUUACUUCAGAAGAAAAAUUCUGCCCUGAGUGUGGUUUCAAGAUCCAACCGAUGGCAAAGCAAGUAGCUGAUGCUCAACCAUCUCAAGAAAAUCAAGCAAUUGUUGUUGACAAGUCUGACCCUGUCUGUCUGACAGCAUCCAAUAUUGUGGAAAGCCAGAAUGAUAUCCAGCAGCUACAACCUGCUCCUAAGCAGUCAUCUAUUCCCACAUCACAGCAGACUGAAGGAACAGAUCUAAGUACUGAAGUUAAGUGGCCACCAUCAGAAAUUCUAAAGUCAGCCAAUGAAGUUGAACAUUUAUGCUUUAAAGGUCCUGAUAAGGAACAAACAUUACAAGAUCAGACUUUGGAAAAAGAUAAGCAGCAAGAGCCAGAUACAGAUAGACUAAGUGCAGGAGAUGUUCAAGAAGGUGAGACAUCAAGUCCUGAACCAAAGGAGGACCGUCCUGGACCCCAUGAGAUGACAGGACUUGAAGAGACGCAGACUAACAAACCAGUAGCUGUAGAAAGUCAAAAACAGGUUGACCAUGACAGUCCAGUACCGACAUGUAUCGUUGAAGGUAUUGCAAUGGAUACAUCUAAUCCUCCGGGGGAUAACAGAUUACAUGAUGUCAAUAUAGAUGAUGGAAAUGAUGAAAGGAAACAGAGACCACUCAUGCAGGAUGGCCCAGGUAGUAAAAUUGAUGAAGCAAAUGCAAGGACAAACAUAAACAAUAAAAACUGUGAGUCACCUGACGCUUUCAACGGAGAAGAUUCCGAACCAAAGUCAACUACAUACCAAGAAAAUGCUUUAACUAAAGUUGGCCAUGAAAAAGAUGGACAUGUAACAGUUGAAAGUGAGUUGGAAAAUAAUAUAAAAGGUAUACACAUUACUGUUGAUGAAAAAAUGAAUGAAUCGUCCAAUGGUGAAAUAUUUGAAAACGAUUUAUCAGAUAAUGAUGGCUCUGAAGAUGACUCUGCUGAUUCUGACAGUAGUGAAUCAGUUGCUAAUAUUGAUGACGCAGAUAAGAGGAAAUAUGGAGGAAAGAGAACUAAAAGGAAUCUUAAGGGAGGGGCUAAAGCAAAAAAGGCGAAAAAGAGGGAAAGGAAGAAAGAAAAACACUGUGAAAAACAUAAUUUACCUUUAAUCAAGAAAGAAGAAAAGGCAAUAAAUGACAGACCAACAGAACAUUCUGUGGAGACAAAAUCAUUUUCUCAAGUGGCUGAAGUGGCUGCUAAAGCCCAGCAAAGAACAACUGGGUGUCUAGACAGACAUGACAAUAAAAAUCAGCAAAAUGAGCGUGUUUUUGGACAAGGUAUUCAGGAAGCAAAACAGAGUACAAAUGUUGACACAUUUAAAGUAGAAGACGAUCAUCUAGUGAAGAAAACAGCUAGCUUUUUUGAAAUUCCAACUGUAAAAGAAUCUAAUUCUUUUCAAGAACAAAGCAGCACAGACUCUUUCAUCAAACAAAAUGUGAAUUCUGAACCAGUGAAAUCAGAUCAAUCAACAAAUAAAGGGACAGAUUCGCCUGAAACAAGUGACAAGAAAAACAAAAAUAUUCAGAACCAACAAGCUAGCCAGAAUCAAAAUCCUAAGGAUCGGAUCACAGUUGUUUUCCAUGUUCUGGUAGCAAAAGACUUCUUAAAGAGUAACACAGACAUACUGAUACUAAAGAUGGAUGAUUCGUUAGAAAGAUGGAAAUCUAACAAGCAUCGUCCAACAAAAGUCAGGGAUCUUCAAAAUUACAUUGAGUAUGUAUAUAAACUGGACUUUGACCGCAAUCAACUUAGUAGCAGAGAUACUUUCUACAAAUAUUGUGUAGUUAAACAAGAUGGCAAGCAUAAAUGGGAAGAUUACGAAGAUGGGCAUUUUUAUGGGAAUCACAACAGAAAACUGUUCGUUCAAAAACAGAUGCUUUCGAAGAAAGUUGAAUGGCAUCAGUAUGAUGGAAUGGCACUUCCACCACCUUCCGGUAAUAUUAUGCAAAGAGGAAUUGACCUGGUAAUGGGAAAUUUCAGAAAGGAGGCAACACAAAGGGCCAAACACUUUGCAUUAACCUUUGUUCCAUACUGGUUUCAGCAAGGAUUUGUCAUCAGCGAUAUUAAAGAGUCAUAUCAAACCUCAAUCGAUCACUUGGAAAUGCUAAUAUCUGGAUUAGUAAAGACCUACCAAAAUGAAGCUGGUUGCUGGAAAUAUACACAAGACUGUAGAAAUGAGGUUUGUGAAACAUUAUUUCAACCUAUAAUUGAACAGUUGUGCAGGAGUGAUCAUGGCUCGACCACCUCAAAGAUACUAAGAGCUCUUGCAAUCAUGAUUGCAUGCAACAGGUUGAAAGUUAGUGUUUCUCAUUUGGCAUGGCAAACGCUUUGCAGCAGUGUUUUGGUUUCAGCAGAUCCGUUGACAAGGAAAUGCAAAGAAAUGGAUGUAAUUACAAACAACUUUGACCUGAGUGUAAUUCAGUCAGCGCUUUGUGAUUUUGUAAAGAUGGGUUCCAAAUAUGGCAAAGAUCCAUCAUGGAUGUACUGCUUACCUCUUUUGCACUUCGUUUGCAAAGUAUGUGAACCGUAUGAAGAAAUGAAAAAAGAUUUGACACAUACAGCGCAUGUGCCAAAAUGGUGGGGGAUUGCAGAAAUUGUAACCGCGGCUAGUGAAUUCCAAAAUGCAUCUGGUCAUUGGAUUGUAUCAUUAGAUGUCAUCUUUCAACAUUUGUUUCCACUUUUUGAAAUGGACUUUUAUCUACCAAGAAGUAUAGUUGCAUCAUUGCUACUCAGUGAACUGCCUUUCUUGAUUGACAAUGAAGCUGUGCCCGUAGAAGUGUGCUCUGCGGCAUUGCUGUACUGGAUGAAAAAAAUCUAUGGCAACCAAAAUAUGUUUGGUAAUCUCCUAGAAGAGGAAAAUGUUGGAAAUGAAAAGAUUGUUCUAGUAUGCAUGGAAAAGCUGAUUAAUCGGCUACGAAAUGUGACGAAUCCUGAAAGAGCUAUCGCAAGAUGGGAAAUGUCAUUUUGUAUUACAAAGGAAAUGGUUGACUACAUGGGAUCGAAAAGCAAGAAACUGACACUAGCAUACUCGUUGCAAGCGUUCCUACACACUUUGUGUAUGUACAGUCAAUUUCAAAAGGACACCAAGAAAAUGGAGAGCGUUUUGGAUGCUCUUAGUGCUGUUGGAAACAAAAUCAGAUCCUGGCUUAAAAGAUAUGCCAGUUCAUAUUGGACAACUGGAAUGCUGGAAAAUUUUAAGGUUUGGGAGCUUGCCAUGGCUGAAAACUUAUCUGAUCAAGAAAUUGAAAUAAAAUGGAAUGAAAAAAUAUCUGCUGAAUUGCAAUAUGUAGUUGAAAGAGAGCUGCGCAUGUACGAUGAGCGACAAAGAGAUUUCAUAAAGCUUUACUGUGAAGAAGUUAACAAGUUCAGUACAGCAAUGAAUGGGUGUCUGACCAAAAUAGCAUUAAAGGCUAUAGAAGGAGGAUGCAUGAUAGAUUUCACACGCUUUGGAUUGCAACAGAAACAAAGGUUUAAAGAUCUGAUGUCUGACCUAUAUGAUCGACAAUGGAAAAAGACUGUCACAGAUGGACCAAAGGAAGACAGAGAUAUACGUAUUUUUGAAAUGGUUAUAUCAUGGCCACCUAUUCGUCUAUUCAUUCAGAAUGGCAAUGAGGGUGAUAAGUGUGUACCAUUGUUAUCUGAAAAGUGCCAAAGAAACCUAAUUCUUGCAACAACAAUGGUGGAGAGCCAUUGGGAAGCAUUGACAACAGGACAAAUAGAAAUAGGAAUUCUGAAGAAGAUAAAUCAACAUGCGACAGGAUUUUCAGAAACUUUAUCACUCAUCUGUCAAAAGGAAAAAUGUUUGAACGAAAAAAGUUUGACUACAAUCAAGAUACGAAUGCUUGAACUUGAAGCGUUCAAUAACCAGAGUAGACAAAUGGCAGUCUUUGUCAGUCAUUGUCAGCCUUUGAAAUCAGUUGAUACCAGCGCCAUUGAUGAAGUUUUGCAUAAAACUUCAAAGCUGGAAAACCAUUCCUUGAUAGAAUUCUGUAAACCAAAGGCAGUUGAAAACUUCAAUGAAACCAUUGAACCAGAUCUUCGAGCAUUCGAUGUUGAACCAGAAAUUUUGGAUAUUCUGCCUACACUUGAACGAUUGGCUCAGGGGGUUGUGUUCAAAAAGAUAUGGAGAGAAGUAUGUUCGGUUAAAACAGAGGGUUGUGUUACUCCUUUUGAUGUUGUAAAUAUGGUAUGGAAACCUGCUUUUGAAAGAUGGAACAUAUUUCGCGAACUCCUGCAGACAGGAGAGUUGAUGUUUGAAGAUGCGGAUAAAAGGUUUAGGAGUUUCAAAGGUGAGGAUGAAAAACUUCUGCAGGAAAUGCUGGACUUGGAGUUGCCUAGAGCAACAGCUGAUGAAAGGAUCAAACAAAUAAAGCAGAACAGGCAGCUGUCUGAUUGUGUGGAAGGAGCAACGGUCAUUUUGCACUUUCAGCAUCAGUACAAACUACAGGGGGAUUUUCAGGCUAUCGAGACUAUUGUCACACAUUCUGAACGGAACUUCAAACUUCGAGAUUUCAACGAGAGUUUAAUGAAAACCUGCGAAAUCUUAAAGCAUAUCACGAAAGAGAAAUCCAAUUGCCUAGACGCUUUUGUAAACUCUGCUAAUCUGGUUAAAUGGCUGAAGGAAUCCAUGCGUGAAUCUGGACAAAAGGAAUUGAAAGUGUUUGUUGACCUUGCAAUGAUGUCCGCGGGGGAGGAACCAAUGAACAUUGCCAAAGUGCAGUGCCUUCACUCAGCUGUCCUUGGAUACUCCCCUCUCAUAUUUGAUUUGGAUGAGACGACUUGUAACCAUAAAAGUCUUUUGGACAAGUGUAAUGUAGUCUGGAAGGAACUGGCUGCAAAUCCAAAUUUGCCAGAACAGUUGCUUGACACCAACCGUGAGCUAGAAUGGCUGAAGGAAAUCAAGAAAGCGCACGGUUCAGUCGAGGUGACAUCUCUCAUGCAAGCUGAAGCCAUCAACACAGAUGGAAUAUACACUGUUGGGAAAGAAGCAUGGAAAGGCUCAGAGCUGUCCGACAUGAUGAUUAAAGAUAUAAUAAAGCUCACAGUGCCUGGAAAAGAUGGCCAGCGUCAACAGAAGCAUUAUACAUUUGACCAGCUCCAGGAUUUACAGAGUCGCCUGAUGCUUGUUGUUGGCAAAUCUGACUCAUCAUUCGUCAAAUCAACGGACAAAAAGAGUGAAGUGAAUGUGGACAGGUUUACAAUGAUCUUUGACAGCAUAACACGUUUGGGCUCUGUUUAUCUGAAACUGUGCUCAUCUGGAUGUGUACUGUUCAACGGCUGGAAUGCAAACUUCCUCUGUUCCUUGGAACAAAAAAGACUUGUGUGUGCAAAACUGGAAUUCGGGAAGGGAGAAGAUAUUCCGAUACUGAGAGGUCGGAAGUCUGAUACGGAAGGGCUGGAAGAUAUGGUUCCCAAGAUUGCUGACUUUAUGGAGAACUGUUAUCGUGAAUGGCUGGACUUCAUAAAAGAGAAGAGGAAAAUUUAUCUUUACCUGAACUUCUUCACAAUAGAUCAGCUUGUGAUACUGCAACGAGAGCUUGUAAAAACGGGGACAGACGUCGAACCAUCACUCAGAAUUUACCACCUAUUAUCCGCUGUGAAAGAAAACUGCAUGCAAGAAGAUGUAGUACUAGCCAUGGAGAAAGCCAAAAGGGAAUUAUCUGUGAUGGAAGAUGAACCUGAAGAGACCUCUGUUGAAAUGGAUAAUGAAGAAGUUAUACGUGACAAAGCGGAGGAGAAGAUUGCUAGAUUCAUUCAUGAGUUGGUGAAGGCUGGGUAUGAUGAAACAUUAGCCAGUAAAUCUGUUGAUCAUGUGAAACAGGAAGACAUUGACGAGUGUGAUGUAACUGAAGCCAUGAUUUGGUGCAUGGACCAGUUAGAAGAAGACAUUGAAGAUGCUGAGAUGAAUAAAGACGAUGUUGAAGACACAGUAGAUAUUGGUCCUAAGUUUUCUGGAUGGAGCAAAUCCACAACAUCAAUCAGCUCACUGAUCAAGCAAUCUGUGACAAGUGUCGAACACAAAGGGAAUAUUGGUGUGAAACCACUGAUAAAUGAUCUCAAAAAAUUGUGGAAAAACUUCCUUUGCUCGAUUUCAUCGAACAUCAGUGAUUAUUUAAGCCUGGAACAUAUGGGAAUCAUUCUCAACAUGCUUGCCGAGACAGAUGAGCGAAACAUCAGGAGAAACAUGCAGCAACUAUAUAUGGAAGAGGAGCCUAACCUUGUAGUUUGUCCAAGUGAUGAAGUUCUUAGUGUCGCACUGUCAAUCUACAUGUACGAUCCUGACCAACCCCUGCCGCAGUCUGAUGAAGUCCUCGUGUGUACUGCAGACACGACUGCCGAUGAGGUAAGCAUAUUUUGGCGACGGGCGAUAUAUGGCAGCUCUGGUAAAAUUCACUGCCUCCUCCACGCAGAUAUGCUGGAUUUUGAUGUCAGCGAGGCAGCGGAACAGUGCCUGGAAGAGUUACUUUUGGACAUUAGGCACUCUGAUGGUAUCAAGUACCGCUUGUUCGUGAUAUGUGGAUCAGACAACGAAUAUCGCUCAACGAUUGUGUCAUCUUUGGAGAAGUAUCUGCGGCAUGUUGGUCCUGUCAAUGGACGCCAAUUGAAGGAAUAUGUGACUCGUCAUCUGGAGGCUCCUAGAUUCCAUGGCAAACCCUGUGCAGCCAUGGUUGAUUUUAAAAGAUCAACAGUGCGUGUUAUAAAAUCAACCAGAGCCGGGGUUGGUAAAACAUUGUUUGUGCACCGAAAAGAUGAGGCAGUGCAAGCGCAGAUACAUCGUAAAAACAAGUCAGUGGACACACAAAAAGUGUCAAUUCCUCUGCAAGAGAAAGUGAUAAACUUGCAUAGUUUCAUACAGAGACUUCUGGAACACACGCCAGACCCACAGAAACAGUCCGCACGAAUAUUCCAUCUUAAUAUUAACCAUGAGGUCCAGGAAGGUGUGGACUACAUGUUGUUCAACUUGCUGAUACUCAACUGUUUGGUCGACAAAUCCGGAUACGUCUGGCGGAGAUCCGUGCAUGAUUUGUAUCUCAUAGAAGCAAUGCCGAUUAUGUUUGAAGCAAAGGAUGCAAAUGAUGAGGCACACUUCGUACAUCCGACGUUUGCAUUAUUUCCGGAUUCAACCUGUCGCUCACCUGAUGAAAGCCUGAAAAUAUAUUCUGACAGAAGUUCUGUCAAAGGUUUUGUGUCAACUGACCAACUUUUCGAUGAACAGCAGUUCCGGAGUCCUGUAUUCCAGCGAACGUUCCAGUACCUGUUGAGGCUAGAUCAGCAGCAGACACUGGAUUCUGUCAAACCACUCGAGCCAGAAGGCGAUCCCAAAACAUGCCUUGAUGUUCUGCUUAGGCAUUGUGGCGUACGGGACCCUUCCUGGUCUGAGUUGCACCACUUUGUCUGGUUCCUCAACACCCAGCUGGUAGACUUUGAACAAAACCAGUUUGUAUCUGUGGCUGCAGCUGAGGACCUUCCUGGAUUUGCAACGUUUGUCUUGAGGUUUCUGAUUCAGAUGUCUCGGGACUUCUCCACACGCUCAUUGAACAUGAGUGAAGAGUCCCCAGGAAUGAUUCAUCAAGGCGCCAUGGAAACUGAGGAUGAAGAUCAGCUAGAGCUAUAUCAAAUGCGUCGUACAUGGGAGUCUAGCCCUCAUCCAUACUUGUUCUUCAAUUCGGACCGUUUCACUUUCACGUUCCUUGGGUUCUAUAUUGACCGGAACACUGGCAAUCUUGUUGACCAACAAACCAACCGCGUACUGGAGGAGGGGAUCAUGGCCCAGAAUCUUUAUGAUUCCUUGGUCCGGAAUCAAGCACCAGUUAGGGAAGACUUUGAUGCAUUGCCCAGAGACCAGAAAAUCAUGAAACUAUGCAGCAUUAUGGGCGUAGAAUUUCCGCAUGACCCGGAUUCCACGUACGAACUUACAACAGAUAAUGUGAAAAAGAUCAUGGCAAUCUAUAUGAGGUUCAGAUGUGACAUCCCUGUGAUUAUCAUGGGUGAGACAGGUUGUGGGAAAACACGCCUCAUCAAGUUCAUGUGUAAACUACAGUCACCGCCCGGUGUUGAUGUCAAGAACAUGAUACUUAUGAAGGUGCAUGGAGGAACAACAAAUGAAGAUAUCAAACGAAAAGUGAACGAGGCGGAGAUCGCUGCAAGGGUGAAUAUUGAAAAAUAUGGCCGCCAUAUGUAUACUGUCAUGUUCUUUGACGAGGCUAACACAACGGAAGCUAUCGGACUUAUUAAGGAAAUCAUGUGUGACAAAUCGAUUGCUGGAAAGCGUCUGACUCUAUGUGAAAAUUUGAAAAUUGUGGCUGCAUGCAAUCCUUACAGAAAACAUUCCGAUGAAUUGAUAAAAAAGUUGGAGCAAGCCGGCCUUGGAUAUCAUGUUGAUGCAGAUGAGACGACUGACAGACUAGGGCGUGUACCGAUGAGGAGACUGGUGUAUCGUGUGCAACCACUCCCACAAAGUUUACUGCCCCUUGUCUGGGACUUUGGACAACUCAACACACAGGUCGAGGAAUUGUACAUCAGGCAGAUGGUUCGGAGAUAUAUAAAUGAUGACAGACUUCCAAACAUCCCAAAUUUGAUCGAAGUGGUCAGUCGCAUUCUGACAGUGUCUCAAGACUAUAUGAGGGCGCAAAGGGAUGAGUGCAGUUUUGUGUCGCUGCGGGACGUAGAGAGAGUAUUGACAGUGAUGGCGUGGUUCUAUGAUCAGGGUGAAGAUGGAGACUGGCUGUUUGAAGAAAUGGACAGAAAGAUGGGACUUGAUAACAUCACGAGAGCUCUCAUCCUGGCCCUUGGUGUGUGUUACCAUGCCUGCUUGAAGACGAGACAAGAGUACAGAGAGGCUGUUGCGGGGCAUUUUCGCCAACCUUGCAGUCUCCAGGGCGGAGAAGCUAAGAUUUUGGAGGAAAUUGAACGAUGCCAAGAGAUCUUUUUGGACAAUGUGACUUUGGAGGACAACAUUGCACGAAAUACUGCUCUGAAGGAGAAUGUCUUCAUGAUGGUUGUUUGUAUUGAACUCAGAAUUCCUCUGUUUCUUGUUGGGAAACCUGGAAGCUCAAAGUCGCUGGCAAAGACAAUAGUCUCAGAUGCCAUGCAAGGGAACAGCGCCAAGCAUGAAUUGUUCAGAGAGCUUAAGCAGGUUCAGAUGGUAUCGUUCCAAUGUAGCCCUUUGUCGACCCCAGAUGGCAUUGUAGGAACUUUCCGACAGUGCGCACAGUUCCAGAAGGACAAGGAUCUGCAAACAUUUGUGUCAACCGUCGUAUUAGACGAGGUUGGGCUGGCGGAGGAUAGCCCAAGAAUGCCACUGAAGACACUCCACCCACUUCUUGAAGAUGGUUGCCAGGGAGAUGAGAAACCAGAACCAUAUAAGAAGGUUGCCUUCAUUGGGAUAUCUAACUGGGCAUUAGACCCAGCCAAAAUGAACCGAGGAAUUCUCGUCCAACGAGAGGUCCCAGACCUGGAGGAACUCCAGAACAGUGCUCGUGGUAUUUGUGGGAGAUCUGAAGAAGACCUAGAACAUUUGAUGGAGCCUUUGAUAGAGCCUUUGUCGAUAUCUUACCUUGACGUGUUUGCACAGGCGACAGAGCAAAUGAGAGAGUUCUUCGGAUUAAGGGACUUUUAUAGCUUGGUAAAAAUGGUGUACAGCUUUGUAGAGACUUCUCACCAGCCACCAACAUGGUAUGAAAUGCUGCAUGCUGUACGACGCAAUUUUGGUGGAUUGGACCGUGUACACCCAGAGGAAAUCUUCAGGCAUAAUUUGCCACAAGAGAUUACACGCACUACGGGGAUACACAGAACGAGAGACCCCGACUGUUCACCUUAUGGUCUUAUUCAGGCCUGUUUAUUUGACACAUACAAAACUGGAAGUGAAAGUCGAUACAUGCUUCUCCUGACGGAAAACUUUGGAGCGCUGUCUAUCAUCCAGCAGCUCCUUCAAACUAAGGGCAAUGAGAUACGACCAAUUACAAUCUUUGGGAGCAGCUUCAGGAGUGAUCAGGAAUAUACACAGGUGUGCAGGAACAUCAACAAGAUUAAGGUUUGCAUGGAAACGGGGAACACCGUCGUUCUGCUCAACCUGGACAACCUAUACGAGAGUUUGUAUGAUGCCCUCAACCAGUACUACGUCUACUUCGGCGGUGAGAGAUACGUCGACCUUGGACUUGGGACACACAGAGUAAAGUGUCCUGUUCAUAAAAAAUUCAGGUUGAUCGUUGUAGCAGAAAAACAGACAGUGUACAAAAAAUUCCCAAUCCCGCUAAUAAACCGCCUGGAAAAGCAUUUCCUUACCGUGAACACCAUUCUGAAUGACAAACAGCAACAGCUUGUUUUAGAGCUGGAAGAAUGGGCAAACGACUUCGCCAGUCAGAAUGAUGGCAUUAGUUUUAGUCAAAGUAACACCAAGCGUGAAAUGAAAGUAGAAGACGUUUUCAUUGGCUUCCACAAGGAUACAUGUUCAGCUAUUAUAUUGGAUGUUUCACAAAAAUACCCAGAAAAACAAGAGAGUGAGCUUUUAGAAGCCGGUAAACUGCUGCUACUUUGGUGUGCAACUCCGGAGAGUGUAGUCCGAAGUAACAAAUUAGACGAAUGUCAACAACAGAGGUUUCAGACGUACUACCAUGAACAAGAAGCACACGGGAGCCUGAUUUCCUACCUGCAAAUGAAGCUGAAGCAAGAGAAAGUUGAACAAAUAUUUGCACAGGUGACAACUCACAACAAGCUGCUGGCAUCAGUUCAUAAACAAGAUAUCAGCUUAAAACUUGGGAUACAUGUUGACAGAAUAUUCCUUCUUGAUACUUUGUCCUCCUUUGAUACAGAGCAACAGUUUACAAACAGAGUUCAGCAGCACUUGCAGACAGCUGGAACUGGCGAGAGUUUGAUGUUGAUUCAAUGUGAUUCCGGUGAUAUUAAUGCAAACCUGAUCGCUUGUGCCCGUUACAUUGUAAUGGAUGAAUACGAAAAGGCACGGGAAGAUAUACGAGGUCAAGUGCAUGCCAUCUUCAUUGUACAGUUACCUCGAAAGGCAGGUGGAUGCUUCACCGGAUUUCAGUGUGGCUCCUGGCAUUCAGCACACAUAGAUGAUUUAUUCCCGGAGAGUACCCAAAUGCCGGAUAUCAAAGACCUGCAGGGGAAAACUGUCAGUGGCAUCUUCCACAGCGUGGUCAGGAAACGUAGUCAACCUAGUGACAUAAAUGAAGAGCAAGGAGAAGAAAUGGAUUGGAAUGAAAAUGGGACAACUGGCACUCAACAGAACAAUCUAGAUACGCGUACUGGUGAUGGGGCAAAUGAAGGAGUGGAUGUGAUGGACAUAGAUGCGGAAAUUAACACAAAAAUUCUGGCAGUGCCAAAAGACCUAGCUGAACAUCAAAGACAAGCAAUGUUAAAGCUUGAUGGGCUGAUCAUGCAGUGUGUUCAGACGGCUCUGGCGAUGGUCAAAGACAAGGAGGGCUACACGCACAGAGAAACACAGAGAGUUGAUAUCAUUUUGAAAUGUUUAAGACGUGUCAAAAAUUCAGAACAGGUUGCAGGGACAGACACUUUUUUAACAGGACUUCAAAGACUGAUUGGCAAAUUUCUGAAGGAAAAAGAGGAAAAGACGGGAGAGUAUAUAGCUCAAUUUUGGAUGACUCGCGAGGCUGCAGCAGCCGAAAACGUCAACAAGGCUGGCACAUUUAGGCGGUCCUGUCUUCAGACGAUCAUUUCUAAAGUGUCACCGAUCCUGGCUGGAAUUAUUGCGUACCUUGAUACCAACAGGAAUCUUGACCUUAUACAAAGUGAUGUUGCAUGGAAACAAAUGUUGUGGACGUCAUUUCUAAAUACUGAGGGAGCAAUACAACUACAGUACUCAGAUCUCCAAUCUCCAAAGAGACGCAGUGACCUUGGUGAGAUGCUUGUCAUGACGACCGGUCGUGAAGGUCACAUGUUCUCCGCCUGUCUGCCCUUCUCCUGGACGAUGAUCCAGAUGAUUGCGGAUAUUCUGCAUGGCAUUUUACCCUCUGAUGAAGAAUUUGAGGAUGAAGCAAGCCGAAUAGUGCAUGAACAAGAUAAGAAAGUAGUAUUAUGUGCGAAGAUUGUUGCUUCAAUGCCGAUAGGAAAGAUACUUAAUCAACUGGUGGAUGGUAUCCAAGUAGCAAGUGUAGAACAAAAGCAUGCCAUUGUUUUUGAAAUCGUUGAAGAGUACAUUCAGGACUUCGUGCAUACGAUGUAUUAUCCCGGACGAGAAGAUGAAUUCAAACUUGUGUGUCAGACAGUGCAAAACAAAACAAUGGAAAUUUGUGGGGGUACAAAUUCUAUAGGUUGCCUGAUUGAAAAUCUGGCAUGUGUACACAUUGCAUACGAGACUCUCGCAUUGAGACUUUCCUACUUUAGAAGCAUGAACGGAGUUUGGCCACAAUGUAGCUCGGCCAUACUUGAGGUCAAGAAAAACAACCCGGAUCAUUUUAUGUUCAAGGAACGAGAGAUUACCUGCUCUGCCUUGUGUCUGUUGAUUGAGAAUUUGAAUCCCAAACCUCAAGAAUUAAACGAAGAAGUACAGAGAGGGAAGUGGCUUCAUAAAGUCCAUUUGUAUAGACCUGUGGUUGAGAAAGUGCUAAAUCUUCAUUUUGAAGACCCGGCUCUGUAUGGAAUCGAUAGUACACCAUCAGUACGGAGAGCCAAAUCAACCUGGGGUCGUGUGGUCGUAAUGAAGCUUUUCAUUGAGCAUGUGUGCAAAAAGGAAGGAAGAGAAGCAAUCCCCAUCAAAUAUUGUAUGCCACUUUGGAAGAUAUUGGGCGAAGAAGUUGACAUGAAAGAACAAAAGUCGUUUGAAGGUGUUGAGAAAUUUUUAAAAGCGUGCAACCAAAAUGCACUAAAGACAUUCAAUGGAACGGAGAUUAAAUGCUGUAGCUGUGAACAGAAGCUAGAAGGCCCGCCAGUCACCUUACCUUGCAAGAACAAAGAUGUGCUUUGUGAUGCCUGUCUUCGUGAAAUAAAUGCUCUCGACCAGAAUGUGUGCCCAAAAUGUCAUGAAAAUCUAGGUACAAAGUGGCAACCAUUAUAUAUGGAAGAGAAAAGCAAGGAAAGAGAGCAGCUCAUCCAAUACCAGAAGAGGUGUAACGCCUUCGUCAUGGACGUUGUCUCUCAACUCUGUUUCUCUGAAGGACAACCACCAUCAAGGAGUGUGUUGGAGAAGUUGCUUGGUUACGUCACCUGCUCGACAAGACAUAACGGCCUGCGAUUUACAAAGAAUAUGACUCUUUUUGAAACUGGACUGGACCCUAACCCAGUCUUUAGAUCCUUCCUUCUACAGUUGAUGCUGAAAUCUAGUGAAGAGGAAUUUGUAAAAGAAAGCCUGAACGGAUACAUGGAGCAUGCUAAAAGUUUUUUUAGAGAAGAACCAACGCAACAACAGGACCUAAUAGACCUUAGUCUACUUAUCGUUCAGUGUUUAGAGGAUACAAUGCUUCAACAAUGGCACAGACAACACAUGAAUAGUUGGUCUUAUAUCAUCCGCCUUCUAGAAACUGCUGGAGUUGACAAUCAACUGACGAUCGAGAAACUGUAUAGUAUCGCAAGCACACGUGUUGGCCUUUCACAAGCUGCAAGAGUGAUUGCCGACAUUGUGAAUGCAGGAACCGAGGUUCAGACACCUACCACUGAACAGCGAAGUGUUAUUGCCUCUGCAAAACGACUCUGCAUAGAUUCUCAGUUGAAAUGGCCAAAAAUAUUCCUAGUAAAGCACCUGUGUCGCUGCUACGGUAUUGACGUUUACCAAUCCCUGUGUCGACAUCCUACCACGCUGCUGAGGUGGAUUGUGAUUGAGGAGUUGGAAAGAGAUCAGACACAAGAGGUGUCAGACCGCUAUGUUGUGUGUGGUGAUGGUUAUGUAAAGAUCAGGGAGGCACUGUCACAAGUUAUGCUGGGAGAGGACAUCAGCACACUGGAAGAUCAACUACAGGAGGUCCGCACAUCAGGAGGUCCUGUCGAUACAUGUCUACAGCUAGCUGUGCAUAGAGAGAUAACCUGCUCAUAUGUCCGUUCAGUAGAAAAAAGAACGACCACACCAGAGUCACUCCAAAUGAUAACAACGUUUCUCGAAGAAACGCAAAAUCGCCGAAAUAAGCCAUUAUUGCGCCUCAUGAUGAACAACUCACUAGAACCAAGAUACUUGGUGACAGCUCAGGGGUCUGAUACAAGACGACAAGGCGUUCAAUGCUUGAUCAUGCAUUUUAUGACGGUGUUGUCACAACUCAAUGGAGGCAGAACCCUUCUCCAUCUAUUUCUUGCAAUGAUUCGAGGGGAUCAGGCUAUACGGGGUAUGUUUUUGCCGACAAUGCCACAAGAUGAUUUUGCUGAAAUCCAGGAAGCUAUGCUGGCCAAUCGUGGAGAUGAAAAUCCAGUCUUCUACCGCUGUCCAAAUGGACACGCGUAUGUGAUUGGAAAUUGCGGGAGACCUGCUGUUGUUGGAAAGUGUAAAGAGUGUGGGGCGGAUAUCGGUGGUCAUGGUUACCAGGCUAUGCCGGGAAAUGUUUUGCACACUGGUGGAGACUAUACUAUUCGUGGCCACAUUUUGGGCCGGGCGGUGCCGAAUGCGCCUCUACGACCGGAGAGGGAGCUGUCAGCUCUACACUGCUGUGUAAUCCGAUUACUCCUACACAUGUCCAUGUUCCUUGGGCCUUCUCAACAGAUGGUUCCGAUGGUUCGCCCGAACAUAGAGGAAGGCAAUAUCCGAGAAUUCUUCUUAGAGCACAUUGAAAACAACAUCGUCGACCUACAGAGGGGUCUUGGCCGGAGUGUAGAUGACGUCCUAUUGCUUAUGCACUGUGUCAUCCAGAAUAUAAUGGUCAAACAUAAUGAAGGAGGUGCUGUUCGCGGCGACAUCGCUCACCUUCAAACCAAACAAGGAAGACAAGCAUGGGAACAAAAGUUCUCUUUGAUAUUCUUGCAGGAUGUUUUUCAGAGACUUGACCACCACCUAAAACAUUUCAACCAAGUAAUUGCUACUGAUCAGAGACUAGGUGCCAAUCCCCUGAUGUGCAUUCUAUAUGAGACGGAAACACAGCAACAGGCCGAGGAUCCCAGGCAGCUGGAGGACAUUCCCCGUGUAUGGCGAUACAGAACGCCAAUAUCCAUAGAGCAUAUGAGACAAGACCUUGAAACUAGGAGUUCGUCAGGAAAGGACAGACUUCCAGUGCUAAGAAUGUUCUUGAAACAGGACCACAUUCUACAGGCCUUACAAUUCAUUCCAAGUAUUCUAUGUCUGCAAAGGAUAUUGCUACAGAAAUUCCAAAAGAAAUUAGACAAAGCCGAAGCCAACACAAUUGUAGUCAAAGACAUGAUAAAAGAGCAACAUGCUGGCCCGGACACUGAGAAAUUGUUGCACGACUUUGCUGAAGCUUGGAAUAUAACGCGCAAACUACUUGAACUCUAUGUCUGUACAACAGAAUAUGGAAGUAUUGUGGUUCCAAAGCAUCAGUGUGUUGAGCCAGUUUCCAUGGAAACGCCUCUGUCUAUUUUCCUCCCAGCAAGCGCUGAAAAUGGACUUCGCUCAUAUGCAAUGCUAGAUUUGUUAUUCAGAAAACAGAAUGAAUUUUUGGACAGAUAUUUAAAAGAAUCUGGGAGGAGGAGCAACUCAAUCCAGACAGUGGCCCCGAUGGAGGUAACGUCGGCCCACCUGAUCAGCUACAACCACGAGCAGGAUAUCCUACCCCUCGUUCUAGCCAACUGCCAGUACACUUUUGAGAUGGGUAAGGGUACAAAGAUAGAGUACGACUUUGCUGGGCUCGAACGCCAGAUCAUGGACAGGUUCCUCUUCUCAAAGUCCAGAAUAGACAUUGGAUAUUACUUGCAGAUUGACCAAAUGGUUUAUCGGACAGAGUUUACAAAUGCUGCAGUAUUUGAAAAAUUGGAAGAAAAAAUUCCACAGCAAACCUUGGGAUUAACUGUAAAGACACAGAUAAGCGAAGAGAUAAAGAGACUACCAGACCUGUGCCGAUUUCUGGACGACCUUGACAUAGCCAUCAGUUUUCUCAAAACUGCAGGUGGACAGCAAUCUGACAGCUUAAACACCUUUAUGGUUAAGACACUGCAGAUGGAACAUGCAAUGAUAAGUCAGAAGGCUCGACAGUCAUGUGAGUUCCAGCAUGCCAGGUCUCUGUGGUUACUGCUGUCAUACUUGAAGUCCAAAUUUAUGGUCGAAUAUUCCACGUCAAAACAGGAAGUGUUUGAGACUCUGCUGGAGCAGUACCAUGAAGAGCUGUCCGAAGAGCUGAAGAAAUCAUUCGGAGUCUACAUGAAAACUCUGAGUGUUGAUAAGCUUUCUGGCAUUUUAGAAAUAUUGCACGAAUUCAUGCUCCUACGGAUUGCCAGACGUGAAAACACCAGUGACGAGGAUUACAUUGACAAUACUGAGAACAGGCUUGGUGAACAGCUCUUAACCUAUGUAGAAUUAAUGGAAUCUCCAUGCCUAGACACGGCAGUUUUGGUGGAAUUCCCACAGGAAAUACACUUCAAACACAGCGUGUGUACAUGGAUUAUGGGAUAUACGACGCUUCAAAAGAAAAUGGGACAAAGGCGACACUGAUAAAGAUAUUGUAAUCGAGGUGCAGAUGGAACAUUAUAGAUCAAAGACAAACUUGUGUGUGCCUUGUAUGACCCUUGUGAUUAAAUGACAACCACAGUUAGUGGAAUCAACUUUGCGAAAUGUUACAUAUUUAUUGUUUUUGUAUACAAGAUGUCGAGAUAGUUAUGUAUAAUGUAUAAUGUACAUGCCAUGAUAAAGUUUAACAAUAUGAUUUUCUUUAAGACAGUUGCAGAAAUUGAUAGUUCCAACUUACUACAUGUUUUGUGUUUUUUUUGUAUUUCUAUAAAAUCUUUUAAUCUGUUAGUACAUGGUUCUUUAUUUCGCGUGUUUAAUGGUUUCAGUUAUUGUUUUUGUAUCAUUAAACAUUGUUGCUUAUUGGAAGGAUUUAGUUAUUGCUUGUGUUAUUAAGAUGUCGGUGUAUUUUCAUUCCUUUUUUCAGCAAAAAACAGAAAUCCAUAGCUAUGAAGUUUGCUUAGUAGCAUUGUUUUGAAGUAUAUUUAAUAGUAGCCUUUU
Molecule: messenger RNA, 17460 nt
Organism: Mya arenaria
Lineage: Eukaryota; Metazoa; Mollusca; Bivalvia; Myida; Myidae
Product: E3 ubiquitin-protein ligase rnf213-alpha-like
Exons: 97
Coding region: 106-16947 (5613 amino acids)
Molecular function (GO): ubiquitin-protein transferase activity; ATP hydrolysis activity
Source: RefSeq, a predicted model, not a curated record